UUAUUUUACUAGCAGCAAUGAGCGCCACAACACGAACUGGAUUAGUUCCCACGCCCAAGAGGCAUGUCAAGUACCUUAAAAAGCGAAAAAAUCAGCAUGGAGAUUUUUCGCGAAUGCCACUCAAGUUCGAGGCUACGCCCAUGCCGCUUUCGCUACGCCCCUUUGGAGGGCUCUUUAACCCCUUUGCCAAGGGAUGCUCGGUGCUGUGCAACCAUCCAGCUCCCUCUGGGGUUAAGGAUGUUAUCAAUCAGCUGAAGACAACGCUGGCGAUCGAGGGCAAAAGUCAGCAGCACGGAAAACAGGACAAAAUUCUCGAAGAGGCGGAACAGCAGCCUCAUGAGGACAAUAUUCCAGAGGAUCUGUUCCGGCGAUAUGCGGAAACGGACUCGCGACCGAUGACCCCAACUCCCACGGUGACAAGCAUCCACACCAGAACCAGUGCCAGUGCCGGAUCCUUCUACCGACGAUGCAUAACCCCGGAAUGGGGAAAACACGAGAACAUUAAGAGGAAGAAGAUCAUAUUGGACCUGCGAAGGUCCCACUCCCAGGAGACUCUCUACUGGAAGCCCAGUUCGGACCUGACACAAAGCGGCUUGGAUGAGGACAAGAAACCCAAGAGCGCGGGGGCCAACGAGGACAAGAAGCCCAAGAGGCAGCCCUCCAACGAGCAGAGGCCCAAAUCAUCGCUGGCCACUGCCAAUUCGGCUCCAGGAGGAGAUGCCACCAGUGAUCUGGAGGCCAAGCCCAAGGGCUGCAUCAACGAACACGAACUUAGCGACGAGGAUGUGCGCAGGGGCAAGAAACGCAAGAAGCUGAAGCCAGCUCAAGCCACCACCACCUUCCAUCUGAGUGAGGAUCCAGAGACCCAGGUGGCUGCUCUGGGCCCCGAUUCACUCAAUCCCAGUACCAGACCUAGUUUAAUCCCAAAUUCCCUCACCUUGCUGCCCAAGGAUAAAAGGGAGGCUGAACGAGAACCGAUCCUUUUGAAGGGAAGUUUUCUCACCGAUGAAGCCUUUCAGGCCCUGAAAACCGAUUUGGAUGUGGAUCUAAUAGAAAACACAUUUGGAAGAUAUCUCAAUCGUGCUCUUAGAGAAGCCAUUAAGUACAUGCCACCCAAACCCAAAACGGUGCCUAAACCCGUUGAAGAUAAAGUUCCUCCAGAAACCACGUCCAAGAUGCCGCGAAAGUUCUCCAAAUCAGCGACGAGAUUCGAUGUGCCCAUGGAUCUUUCUAUGCUAAAAAAUAUGACCCCGUGGGACUAUUUGAGCAAGUGCGUCUGGGUGUCGCAGCAGAGAAAGCAGCUAUAUAAAAGAGUAUUUUUAAAGUAUUUGAGUCGAAUCGAGGAGCCGGAAAGUGAGUUGGCGGCCAUGGGAAACGACGAACUGCCGGAAUACAAAUAUAGGGAAAGAACCCUCGUCUGGCAGAGUCUCCCGCAAGCUCUAGAGGAUGUCCUCGAGUUCCAUGGCACCGAGAAAAAUGUGAAAGGCACUCUCAGAAUGUUGGGUUACGAGCCUCAAGGAUCUGGUGACCUAGACUUUCGAGCCUGGUGCGGAAUCGUCUCAUUCGCAGAGAGAUUGGCACUCGCUGAUGAGUCAGGAUCUGAUGAUUCAUGCGACGAGUUGGAAAAGGCCGACUUUAAUAGCAUGGAGCAAAUAAUGCCAGAGUUUGCUGUGCCCGAAAAGCUUAAGGAAAUUUUCAACAUAAUUCGCAAGACGCAUAAAACUAAAUAUUGA
Messenger RNA from Drosophila subpulchrella, 1733 nucleotides. RefSeq lists its product as uncharacterized. The record is from RefSeq and is a predicted model, not a curated record. Bases 18 to 1733 code for a protein of 571 amino acids. The transcript is spliced from 5 exons. NCBI's taxonomy places the organism in Eukaryota, Metazoa, Arthropoda, Insecta, Diptera, Drosophilidae.